UUAAGUGUUGAUAGAGCAUUAAUCAGUGUUUCCACUUUGACAGACAAAAAGCAUAGAGCAUGUUUCUUUCACCUCCCACCCACCCAGUCACUGAGUCACACCAGACGCAGUCUCUUUUGCAGAGCACAUUCCGAUGCAAGACAAAAUAUUUAGAUUGUUGUGCGUUGGGUAGACACACAGGACAGAGAGGUGAAUGAAACACAAUUAGCAUGGAUAUGUCAGAGGGCGAUUACGACUACUAUCAUGACAACAUCAGCUUUAACUUCAGCUACGAUGACUACCCUACAUUGUGCGAGAAGGCGGACAUCCGAUCCUUUGCCGGCUACUUCCUCCCGAUCAUGUACGCCUUGUGUCUGGUGGUGGGACUGGCGGGAAAUGCCUUAGUCGUGAUCGUGUACGCCUACCAGAAACGCCUCAAGACCACGAUGGAUGCAUUUCUGACCCACCUCGCUGUGGCCGACCUGCUCCUACUCUUCAUGCUGCCGUUCUGGGCCUCUGACGCUCGGAGGGGCUGGGAGCUUGGGUUGGUCGUGUGUAAGGUCGUCUCAGCUUGCUACACAGUCAACUUCACCUGCUGCAUGCUGCUGCUGGCCUGCAUCAGCCUGGACCGUCACUUCGCUAUAGCCAGGGCACAAGGGAAGGACCAAGGAAGCUGGCUGCAGAAGAGGAUGUUUUGUAGGAGACACUGUUGGAAGGUGUGUUUUGUCGUCUGGGCAACAGCUUUCAUGCUCGGUCUUCCUGAUUUAGUUCUCUCAGAGGUGAGGUGGGCAUCUAAUCGGAGCGUCUGCCUGGCAGUCUACCCUCCAUCUAUGGGUCGAGGAGGUAAAGCUGCCCUGGAGAUAGCAGAGGUGCUGCUGGGCUUCCUGAUUCCUCUCUUGGUCAUGGUGAUCUGUUACUGGAGCAUGGCCCGAGCGUUGAAGGGUCUCCCUGUAGAAAGCAGAGGCCAGAAAUGGAAAGCUCUGCGUGUCCUUCUGAUAGUAGUGGGAGUGUUUGUGGUCACGCAGCUGCCUUACAACGUGCUGAAGGUUUAUCGAAUGAUGGACUCGGUCUAUGCUUUUGUGACCCACUGUGGGACAAGUAAAGUGCUGGAUAAGGUGACUCAGGUGACGAAGAGCCUGGCCCUCACUCACUGCUGCCUCAACCCUAUCCUCUACGCCUUCGUGGGCUCGUCCUUCAGGCAGCACCUGACAAAACUGGCAAAGAGGUUUGGUGAGAGGAGAAGAAAGAGGAGGACGAAGAGGAAAGAAAUUCCUGCAGAGGAAGGGAUGGAGAUGUCAUUUAACUCCCUCAGUGCAUCUCAAGCAACAAACACUUUCUCAAUAUGAGUCAUUAGUGUGCAACAAUGAUCAUCUUCACAUGGACCACAUAUUUAGUGUAAGUAGCAUAAGAGCGGAUUCAGUUAGUGUAGAAACCCAUUAAGUUGUACAAAAAUGUAUAUCCCUCAAUAUCAACAACAUGUGGUUGAUAUUUAAAAUGUGUGUAUGUCUCUGCUUUUAGUUUCAUUUUUUUUCUGUCAAGUAACUGAUGAAUGGAAAAUACAUGUUUGGUUGGACCU
Molecule: messenger RNA, 1555 nt
Organism: Paralichthys olivaceus (Japanese flounder)
Lineage: Eukaryota; Metazoa; Chordata; Actinopteri; Pleuronectiformes; Paralichthyidae
Gene: ackr4a
Product: atypical chemokine receptor 4a
Biological process (GO): immune response; G protein-coupled receptor signaling pathway; cell chemotaxis
Cellular component (GO): membrane; external side of plasma membrane
Molecular function (GO): C-C chemokine receptor activity; C-C chemokine binding; scavenger receptor activity
Source: RefSeq, a predicted model, not a curated record